This is a messenger RNA of Trichoderma asperellum CBS 433.97, 1043 nucleotides long. RefSeq lists its product as uncharacterized. Gene Ontology annotation, biological process: xylan catabolic process. Gene Ontology annotation, cellular component: extracellular region. The record is from RefSeq and is a predicted model, not a curated record. Gene Ontology annotation, molecular function: cellulose binding; hydrolase activity, hydrolyzing O-glycosyl compounds. Lineage: Eukaryota; Fungi; Ascomycota; Sordariomycetes; Hypocreales; Hypocreaceae.
AAGGGGAAUAUAUAAUAAUUUACCUACGAUAACGCGUAUUGUAUUGAUUCAUAACAACCAUUCAGACUUGAUAAUAAACGAAAAUGGUUGCCUUUUCUCGCUUUGUUGCCGGCCUCUCAGCCGUCACGGCCUCACUCGCGGCUCCUGCGGAUGUUGCCGAUAGGAACGUUGAGGCACGAGGCCCGCAUAACUUCUUCCUUGGGCCUGAUCAUCCUCUUGCUCGUCGCUCAGCUAUCAAUUACAACCAGGACUAUACCACCGGUGGGACAGUGAACUUCUCACCGUCAACCACUGGUUUCAACCUUAAUUGGAACACUCAGGAAGAUUUUGUUGUUGGUGUAGGCUGGAACCCUGGUAGCAACCUUCCUAUCAAUUACUCAGGCACAUUCAAUGUCUCUAGCGGUCUUGGCAGCCUUUCCGUCUACGGAUGGACUACAAACCCCCUUGUCGAGUACUACGUCAUGGAGACUAACGUUGGAAUCUCUACGGGUGGCUCGCAAAAGGGUACGCUCACCAGUGACGGAGGCACCUAUGCUAUCUGGGAGAACCAGCGCGUCAAUGAGCCUUCCAUUGUGGGCACAGCAACCUUCAACCAGUACAUUUCUAUCCGAAGCUCACCACGGAGCAGCGGCACUGUCACUAUUCAGAACCACUUCGACGCGUGGGCUAAGGCUGGUUUGAAUCUCGGUACCAUGAACUUCCAAGUAAUCGCCGUCGAGAGCUGGAGCGGCAGCGGAUCCGCGUCGCAGCAAGUCUCCAAUGGUGGAAAUGGAAACACUGGAACCCCAACCUCAUCGGCACCUUCUUCCGGUCCCACAGGCAGCUGCUCUGCUCUGUAUGGUCAGUGCGGUGGCAUUGGCUGGAAUGGCCCUACAUGCUGCUCAUCGGGAACUUGCAAGGUGGGAAAUUCAUACUACUCUCAGUGCCUAUAAAUUAUACCUUCAAAAGGUGAUCACUAUCAAGGGUAGGAGUUGAUCGGUGGGUGGAGGUGACUAAAUUGAGAGGGGCAUCAGAAUUCUUGAAAUAAACCGUCUUCGCGCAAG